CAUCUGUCAGAGUCAGCGGUUGGGGACAGGACUCGUAGUAGCCACGCCACGGGGACCUCGCCUCUCAGGGUGCUGUGGCUCGUUGUCAUGGAGAAACUGAUGCGCUGAGGCGGCAAGAUAGGACAAGUUUCUUAGUCUUGACGAUGCAGAAGGAGAUGAGCAAACAAGGAGAUGUUGAAUCUCUGUCUGUCGCUUCGUUAGAUGAGUGAUGGAAGUGUAGCAGCAGUCAGAGCAGUGUGGUGUGUGUGUUUGUGUGUGUGUGUGUGUGAUGCUGUUGCUGUUAGAAGAGAAUUAGAAGAUGAAGUUUAAGAAGUUCAUCACGAUCAUGCAGGCGGCCAUUGGGAUUGUACCGCUGAACAAACGGGAGCUUCUGCCACCAGGCAGAAAACUGUGGAGACCCCCGGGGGACCAGCCUGGCCCUGACCAGACCAGCACUGACCUUAUCAAGUCCGGCCGCAAAUUCUGCUGGUCCAGAGAAGCCCAGUACUUGUAUCUCCGCCGCCUCUCUUCGCGCAGCUACUCAGCUAUUAUGAUGAACCCGGUCAUGGAGGAGACCGUGUGGGAGCAGUACACCGUGACCCUGCAGAGGGAUCCAAAGAUGGGCUUUGGCAUCGCAGUGUCAGGGGGGCGGGACAACCCAAACGAGGAAAGUGGAGAGACGUCCAUUGUGGUGUCCGACGUCCUGCAGGGAGGACCUGCUGAUGGCUUGUUGUUUGAGAAUGACCGUGUGGUGCAGGUGAACGCCAUCCCCAUGGAGGGGGCCAUCCACUCCUUCGCUGUCCAGACCCUCAGGAAGUGUGGCAAAGUAGCAAAAGUUACAGUCAAGAGGCCCAGGAAGGUUCCAGUCAAUAUGCUGAACCGUCCCCCGUCACCUGACGACAGAGUCUUCAACAACGACUACAAUGACGAUUACAACUACGAGCAGGACGGUCGCAGUGUGUACAGCGGCCGGAGUGGUGGCGGGCGGGAUCACAGCCUGGAGAGGGAGCGAGGCGGGGGAGGCUACAUGGAUUCUGGCUACCAAACACGUGAGCGUGACUAUGACAGGGACUAUGACCGGCGGGAACGCGGCAGGAGUGCGGAGAGAGAACUGAGCCCCGACCGGCAGUACAGGAGAGACGGCAGCAGAGGUCGCACUUUGGACAGAGAACGCAGCCCGGAGCGCCCCUACAGGAGUGACCACUUGCUUGCCCGCGACUAUAGCCCGGACAGGAGGUACCGCAGCGAGCGCACAUUAGACCGAGAUCACAGUCCCGAUCGGCGCUACCGCAGCGAGCGUGCCCUCGAUCGGGACCACAGCCCAGACAGACGCUACCGCAGCGAGCGAACCCUGGACCGCACCGACAGCCCAGACCUGCGCCGCAGACGUGACAGCCACAGCCCAGCUCGGGGCCCCGGUCGGGACCACAGCUUCGAACGAGGACGUGAGCAUGUCCCCAGUGACCCGAGGAAGUACGAGGAGCCGCUGAAGCGGAGUGGGAGCAGAGACCGUCUAGAGCGCUCGCCAUCACCCGCCGCCAUGCCCAUCCCUCUGCCCCGCCCAGCCCGAGAUCUGGAGCCACUGGAGAAACCUCUGAAUGUGCUGCUGCUGAAGAACCGGCCCAAUGAAGAGUAUGGCCUUCGUCUGGGCAGUCAGCUCUUCAUCAAAGAGAUGACCAACACAGGACUUGCCGGCAGAGAUGGGAACUUGCAGGAAGGGGACAUUAUAUUAAAGAUUAACGGCACUGUGACAGAAAACCUGUCUCUGAGCGACGCAGGGAAGCUGAUUGAGAAGUCUCGCGGGAAGCUGCAGCUGGUGGUGCAGAGAGACAAGCGGCAGGUGCUGAUCCGAGUGCCCCCGAUGGUCGACAGCGACUCAGAGCUCGAUGAUAUCUCUGAGAUCGAGUCAUACCGCUCCUACUCUCCGCAGGAUGACAGGCGGGGCCACCACUCCGACCUCUCCUCCCACUCCUCCAAUGAGAGGCUUAGAGAUAAACCCAGGGAGGACCCACCCAACAGGCUGGCAAAAAUGGGCGCCAUGCCAACGCCAUUCAGAGCUCCUGACAGAGCUCCUGACAGAGCUGUUGAAGACACGCCCCCUUUACAGGCAGAGAGGGAGGACACGCGAGCAGAAACACCACCAGUGCCAGCAUUCACUGUAGCCCCAAAGGUUCAUGCACCUCCCAAGGUGCCGCUAAAGCCAAGCAUAGAGGACCAGGAAAUAUACGGGCCGAACACAGUGAUGGUGCGUUUCCAGAAAGGUGACAGCGUGGGUCUGAGGCUGGCAGGGGGAAAUGAUGUAGGCAUCUUCAUCGCUGGUGUUCAGGAGGACAGUGCGGCCGAGCAGGAGGGUCUCCAAACAGGAGAUCAGAUCGUGAAGGUCAACAACAUGGAUUUCAGAGGCAUGGUGCGUGAGGAUGCUGUCCUCUACCUCCUGGAGGUUCCCAAAGGAGAAGAUAUAACCAUUCUUGCUCAAAGCAAACCUGAAGUGUACAAGGACAUUUUAGCAUCUGGCCGAGGCGACUCUUUCUUCAUCAGGACCCACUUUGAGUAUGAGAAGGAGGCUCCUCAGAGCCUUCCUUUCACCAGAGGAGAGAUCUUCAAAGUGACAGACACGCUUUAUGAUGGCAAACUGGGCAACUGGCUGGCAAUUCGCUCUGGCAAAGACAAUCAGCUGCUGGAGAAAGGAAUCAUCCCCAACAAGAGCAGAGCAGAGCAAAUGGCCAAUGUGCAGAAUGCCGCUCGGGCAGCGUCGGGCAACGACAGAGGAGACUUCUGGAGGCUGAGAGGUCAAAGGGCGGCAAAGAAGAAGGACUUACGCAAGAGCCGAGAGGACCUGACCGCGACUCCAGUCACCACACGGUUCCCCGCCUACGAGAGAGUGGUCUUACGUGAAGCUGGUUUCAGGAGACCUGUGGUGAUAUUUGGGCCCAUCUCCGACGCAGUGAAUGAAAAACUGGCCAAUGACAUGCCAAACGAGUUUGUCAUCGCCAAAACGGAGCCCAAGGAUGCAGGAAGUGAGAAAUCCUCUGGAGUGGUGAGACUAAACACCAUCAGACAAAUCAUUGAGCAGGACCGUCACGCUCUGUUGGAUGUGACUCCCAAAGCUGUGGACACUCUGAACUACACCCAGUGGUAUCCCAUCGUCAUCUUCCUGAACCCAGACAGCAAGCAAGGAGUCAAGACUAUGAGGAACCGCCUCAUGAACGGAUCCAGCCGCAGCGCUCGCAAACUGUAUGAGCAGGCCGUCAAGCUGAGGAAGACCUGCUCACACCUUUUCACUGCGACCAUCGACCUGAACUCGGCCAAUGACGCGUGGUAUGGCAGCGUGAAGGAUUCCAUUCAGGAGCAGCAGGACAGAGCUGUGUGGGUGUGUGAGGGCAAGUUGGACGGCUCAGAGGAGGACCUGGAUCUCCACGACGACCGCAUGUCCUACAUCUCGGCGAUGAGCGCAGACUACCUGAGCAUGGACAGCCGUCUGACCAGCGACUACGAAGACACGGCGGAUGAGGGCGGGGCUUACACCGACAACGAGCUGGACGAGACACUGGACGAGCCCCAGCCGGUGUCGGCCAUCAGUCGAUCCUCAGAGCCGGUGCUGCCAGAUGAGAAGUCUCACCCUGAACCCCGUGCUCGUAUGAGGAGGUCAGGGAGCAGAGAGGUGCUGAACAGAGAGCCCAGCCCUCCCCCUUCUUUUGUCCCUGAACCCCCAAAGGUGCGGACUCAGACUCGGACUGACUCAUCGCGGAGCUUUGACUCACACUCCAGCAGCACCAUCAGCAGUGACGCUGCGGCCGGAAACAAGCCGCUCCCCCCACCCGUGGCCCUGAAGCCCAACGUCGCCCGUCUGAACCAGCCAAUGGAGGAGCUGAGCCCGGGGAGGGAGGAGGACCCCGCAAACAAAUCCUUCCUGGGCAAGCAAAUGGGUGACCAGAUUAAAGCUUUUGAGAAGAUGGACCACCUGGCCAGAGCUCAGAGGAUGCUGGAGCUGCAAGAGGCCGAAAGUGCUCGAUUGGAAAUUGCCCAGAAGCAUCCAGACAUCUACGCCGUCCCAAUAAAACUGCCAAAACCCAACCUCAACCGUCCCCAGCCAAUUGGUUCCAGCUCCAAUCCCGAGCAGCAGACUCCCUUCAGGCCACCGUACUCGGAGAGCAGAGGGCACGAGGACGACGAGGCCGAGUACCGCAGACAGCUGGCUGACCAGACCAAGAAAGGGUACUACAAUGCUCAGAAAUACAAAGACACCGAACUGUAAGCUGGGAAACCAGGAAGUCACGAGCUGGAUUCCUCCCACGUCAUCACUACGAACAGACAACGUUUGUUGCCUUGGUAACAGCUGGUGCAGCUUUACCUUGAUGUAAACUCUCAGAAUUUUGCUGGUAGUCAGAGUCCUGUUGUCUCACUGCGGUACACGUUGUACAUUGAUGCAGGCGACACACAAUAUUGUCGUUUACCACUACGCGGCUCCUAAACAAAAUAUGGCAGGUUUUUGUGACGUACCUUUUCACAGACCUGAUAUUUCAGUGUAUAUAUUCUUUUUUAUGUCUCUGAAGAGGUUUUUAUUUUUCCCUGUUAAACACCUAGCCACAGUUCUGCUCUCGUCGACUGCCACUGCAGUCCCAGAGAUAAGCAUGUAUUCCUGAAAGAUAAAUAUUUUGAAAAGCAGGUUAUAGAAGUACACGUUUUGAAUGCAUUUCCAGAAUCCACAGGCCCUUCUAACAACAACCAUAUAGAUUUUAAACUUAUAACAUGUAAAUAUGACCAGCUAUCUUGGUUUUAAUUAGGAUAGAAAUUGUUAUCAUGCAGCAGAUGAAAUGUUUUUUUUAUCCAGGCUCUUUGUAUGUUCUGGAAACACCUUUAGAACAUCUGUAAGUGUUGUUAGACGACCUUUUGAGUUUAUUAAAGAUAGGCAGUUUAUAUUUUUCAGAAAUAUAGGCGCUUACCUCUGAAGCUAACUAACACCGUGCUGCAACCAAACCACAGAUGUAUCACUGUAGACUGUAUAAGUAUCUAGACUGUUUGGUUUGACGUCCUAUUAGUGAGUGGGUUUGUGUGCCACUAACCCCCCCCACCCCCACCCCAGCGCGUUGUUAACUAACUUGUUUCAGGCACGUUCAUACAAGAAUAGUGUGAAGAUCAAACUGUCAGUAUGGGUUCAGCUGCUCUGAUGUCAAAUAGCUGUUAGUCUUUGUUUCUUAUCACUGUCCUGCCAAGUCUUCUCUGACUUAUUGUACACCUCUACGUUCCUGAUUGGACAUUUGUAUAUACACUACACUGUAACAUGUGUGCAUUCUGGGAAGCUGCAUAUUUUAAAGUGCCUUGUAAGUCUGAUGUUGGCACGGAAAAAAAGAACUAUCCAGAGACAGCACGAGGUUCUGAAAUGGACCAAACAACCUGACACUGACACCGCCUGCUGAAACGGACCAAACAGAGUUCAAAUAGAUAUUUUCACUACAUUGUGACCAAUACACUGAACGCUGACCACAUACAGGUUGUAGAAGUAAUCAGGACAGAAACACAUUAACUAUACCAAAGAGAGAUUAUAGAGAUGCUACGCUGUAAUUACGAGAUAGAAGGAUCUCAUAAAUGCAACAUCUGUAUAGUGAUUAUAACAUCUGUAUCUCGUACUAAUUGGUUAAAAAUACAACAUAUGGAAGUCAUGAUUACAAUGCAUCCUGUCUACAAUGCACUGCUAUAAAUGAGGGAGGCUGCAGGUGUAUUUGAGUCAGCUGGAACAGACGGAGCCGACAAAUGAUGUCACAGAUUUCACUGUUAAAAUGUAUGGGAGGGGACGCUCAGAUGAUGGAGUGCAGCAUAAACUCGAUGUUUCUGACAGUCUGUAUGUUUGUCUUUAGACAAUCACAUUGUUAUUGCUUCUAUGUUUUUAUACUGAAUAUACACUGAGCUCUGUCAAGUCUUUGUACACGGGAACGUGUUCAGUUUCUUUUAAAUGUUAGUUUGUGAUUUCUUUUUUUUAGUUUGUGAUCUCCUUCGUGUAAAAAAAAAAAACAAACUAAAAUUCAAUAAAUAAAUUUCGCUUUUUUACAUUG
Dicentrarchus labrax (European seabass) is the source of this 6029-nucleotide messenger RNA. RefSeq names its product tight junction protein 2a (zona occludens 2) (gene tjp2a). Gene Ontology annotation, cellular component: bicellular tight junction; plasma membrane. The coding region runs from base 299 to 4234 and encodes 1311 amino acids. The transcript has 26 exons. Gene Ontology annotation, molecular function: cell adhesion molecule binding. The record is from RefSeq and is a predicted model, not a curated record. NCBI's taxonomy places the organism in Eukaryota, Metazoa, Chordata, Actinopteri, Moronidae. Gene Ontology annotation, biological process: establishment of endothelial intestinal barrier; positive regulation of blood-brain barrier permeability; protein localization to cell-cell junction.